Cornus florida is the source of this 1376-nucleotide messenger RNA. Its product is annotated as methyl jasmonate esterase 1-like. NCBI's taxonomy places the organism in Eukaryota, Viridiplantae, Streptophyta, Magnoliopsida, Cornales, Cornaceae. Bases 203 to 1120 code for a protein of 305 amino acids. Gene Ontology annotation, biological process: jasmonic acid metabolic process; salicylic acid metabolic process. Gene Ontology annotation, molecular function: methyl salicylate esterase activity; methyl jasmonate esterase activity; methyl indole-3-acetate esterase activity. The record is from RefSeq and is a predicted model, not a curated record. The transcript has 3 exons.
AUGUAUAAAUAAAAAGGUGAAACAACUAAUCGAGAGAUAUGGUAUUGUGCAUUCAUCUUCUCCAAAUUUAAGGUACUCAAUUAAUUUCAGGACCUACCAUGGUGCCCACUUUCAUUUGUUAAGAACUCAGGGUAGUUUGUUGUCAUGGUGUGUAUAAAUAUAGGUUCCUGAAGAACAAAAAGCACCACUUUUUAUUGAGACUAUGGCUUCAAUUCAAUUCUCUGUCUUCCUAGUUGCAGCAUUCUUGCUCAGCCCAACAUGCCUAUGCGUGCCUCGGUCACGCAUUGGCGCAAGAGCCUAUGGCUUUCUUCGCUUAGGGUCUGAACUCCCCAUGGAACAAGAAUUAAUGGAGAAUACUACUGGCAAGCACUUUGUUCUAGUUCAUGGGUCUAACCUUGGAGCAUGGUGCUGGUACAAGCUUAUCACCCUACUCAAAGCCGCGGGUCACAACGUUACAGCCUUGGACCUGGCCGCAAGCGGGAGGGACCCAAGGCGGCAAGAUGAGGUGGCCACCUUUUUCGAGUAUGCGCAACCAUUGACGGACUUCAUGGCCUCCCUGCCUAAUGAGACGAAGGUGGUCCUAGUUGGUCACAGUUAUGGUGGCUUAUCCAUUUCUCUAGCCAUGGAGCACUUCCCGGAGAAAAUCUCCGUUGCAGUUUACGUCACUGCCUUAAUGCCCAAUUAUACUACUCCACCAGCUACCGUUGUAGAACAAUAUAUCAACACGACCUCGCCUUUAGUGGAUUCCGAAGUUGAAUAUGAUUCGAAUAAUCAGCCAGUUUCCGUACUCGUUGGUCCAAAAGACCUUGUAGCUAAUCUUUAUAAUAACUCCCCAACAAAGGACCAGGACCUAGCUAAAACUUUGGUUAGGCGAACUGGGUUUUACUUGAAUGACUUGAGCGAGCCUCUGCUGACAGAGAAUAAUUACGGGUCGGUCACUCGGGUUUUUAUAAUGAGUGGAGAUGAUCGAUCUGUUAUAGUGGAUUUACAGAAAUAUAUGAUUGAGAAUAGCCCUCCUGAAGAAGUGAAGUUCAUAGCCGAGUCUGAUCAUAUGGUCAUGAUUUCAAAACCGUUCGAGCUUUACAUCAGUUUGCAGCAGAUUGCUGAUAAAUAUAAUUGAAUGUGUGUUACUGUGUGUGUUCUUUAAUAAUUAAACCUGAAGCAUAAGCAGUGUGUGCAUCAUUAAGUCGCAUGCACAGCUAGCCUAAAUAAAAGGUCAUGAAAUAAAGUUAUGAAAUAAGUUGAAAAGUUCAGAGUGCGUAGUUUUUUGUUCCAUCAUGUAUUCUCUUUAAUUUUCACGAAAUAAAGGAUACUUAAAUGUAAUGUAACUGAAUUGCAUAAAUAUAUAUAAUGUGGAAUAUUUUAAUGUUGCGUGA